This is a messenger RNA of Lutzomyia longipalpis, 843 nucleotides long. It is a transcript of the gene Vps20, whose product is annotated as charged multivesicular body protein 6-A. NCBI's taxonomy places the organism in Eukaryota, Metazoa, Arthropoda, Insecta, Diptera, Psychodidae. The transcript is spliced from 3 exons. Gene Ontology annotation, cellular component: multivesicular body; ESCRT III complex. The record is from RefSeq and is a predicted model, not a curated record. Gene Ontology annotation, biological process: late endosome to vacuole transport via multivesicular body sorting pathway; vesicle budding from membrane. Bases 88 to 738 code for a protein of 216 amino acids.
GUUAUGUUUUUAUUAUUCCAUAAAAAAAAGUGAAUCAUAGAAAUUUUUCUACGCAAAAUAAUCGUAAUUUAGGGUGAAAAUCUCACAAUGGGCGCCCUUUUUGGGAAAUCAAAGAAACCCCCAAGUCGAAUAACUGAGCAAGAUAAGGCGGUUUUGCAAUUGAAACAACAAAGAGAUAAGCUAAAACAAUAUCAGAAAAGAAUAGAAUUAUCAUUGGAAAAAGAUCGAGAACUGGCCAAAAAGUGCCUCAAUUCAGGACGCAAAGAACGAGCAAAAUUGCUUCUCCGGAAGAAAAAGUACCAGGAGAAACUUCUGGAGAACACCGAUGCACAGCUGGAGAACUUGGAGAAACUGGCGUCUGACAUUGAAUUUGCUCAGGUUGAGAUUCAAGUGAUUGAGGGCUUGAAGACAGGCAAUGCUGCCCUGAAGAACCUCCAGCAGAUCCUCAAUAUUGAUGAAAUUGAGAAGAUCAUGGAUGAGACACGCGAGGGAGUUGAGAAGCAACAGGAACUGGAUGAAAUUCUCUCUGGGAGACUCACAGAAGAAGAUGAGGAUGCAAUUCUCGAGGAAUUGGAUAAUCUCGUGGCACUCGAUGAUGCUGAGAAGGCAAAAGAAAACAUUCCCACUGCGGAGGAGGAUGUUUCGGAGCUCUUGCCGGAUGUGCCAACGGAUACACCGGAACGCGAAAAGGCCAAAAGGAAAAAGACCGAGGAACCAAAAGUCGCUCUCACUGCCUGAUGAGAUCUUUGAAGAUGAUUUUCCUUCUAAAGCUAAAUUAAUACACCAGUUAUUUUCCUGUAAACUAAUACAAAAAAUAAGCUUUGUAAGCGAAUUUUAUGUGAA